ACGGUCACACUGUCUCCUAAUUUUUUCGCCGUCGCCGUCGUUUGUUUUUGGAAAUGUCAAUUGUUGUGAAAAUAUCUGCUUAAUUGUUAAAAACGCCCAAUCGGAAAAAGCACAAAUAAUCGCAAAAAAAUUUGCGCACAAGCAGCACAAUGAAUGAAUAGAACCCCCCCAACUCUUUGCAAAGCCCCGCCCCCCAAAAUUGUGCCAAAAAGCAAGGAAAGCAGAGAUAAGAAUAGAAGAAGAGUACUGGAGAUCGCCGAGAUAUUGCAAGUCGGAUAACAACAGCAAAAACAACAACUUGGGAUUGGAUCGCCUCAGAAUUGCAACUAUCUUCUGGUGUUGUUGUUGUCGCCCGAUUACACUUCUUUCGUUGGAAACGUUUGUGCAGCAGCAGCUCUGAAUGUCUUUAUGCUUUAAUCAUGGUGUAUUUCGCCACCAACAACAACAACACCGACACUACACGCUGCUAUAUUAGAAUCUUUCUGAUAACGAACCAUGACAGAAGGACAUGAAAGCGACUUCUUAGUAACAGUACGCGCACAGGUAAUGACCAGAGACGAGAGCACCGAGGGCUGGCUUCCGCUGGCCGGGGGUGGCCUGGCCAACGUUUCGAUCCGGAAGCGGGCUAGGCUAUCCCCAUUGGCAUCGGGUCAUGACUACAUCAUCUACGGGCAGAGGAUAUCCGAUCAGAGCGUCAUCUUGAGCUGUGUGAUCAAUCGUGAUCUGAAGUAUUACAAAGUAAUGCCCACAUUUCAUCAUUGGCGCGCAGGGAAGCAGCGGAAUGGACUCACAUUUCAAACGGCCGCCGAUGCGCGUGCCUUUGACAAGGGCGUCCUGCGCGCCUACAACGAGCUGAUCGAUGGACUGGCCAAAUCGAAUCCAACGAUAAUAUGCCCACCGCUAACCAAAUAUGAUUCGGUUGGCGAAGAUGAUGUAUUCAUGACCCUGGACUUACCUGUGGAAAGCGAGAGUUUACAAAAGAUCCAUUCAAGCCCCGAGGGCAGCGAGAAAAGUCACAAGAGCGUCAGCAACAACUCCGACUCGGAGAAGCUGCCUCCGCCGCCCAUUCACUACAUAUCCACGGACAAAACAUCGGCCACCACGUCGCCGCCAGACGCACCGCCCGCAUCUGCAGCUCCAUCGCCGGCGACCGCCGGUCAAAUUGCGGCCAGUGAGAACUACUCGUACGUGACGCUGACGGCGGUGCACCACGACUACAACUAUCCAGUGGUGGAUCAGCCUGUGGGGGCGCAGGUGCUCAAUGCGCGAAGGGAGUCGAUCAGUGCGCUGAAGAAGCGCAACGCUCUGGAGGCGGCGCAAGCGAUGGCGGCGGCUCAGACGGCGGGUGGAGGAAUGGCCUGUCGCGAUGGGGGAUCGGGAAAGCCACUGCACAAGCCAAACGUAUCCGACAUCCUGAAGAAGGAGACGCGCCUGCGAUGCCGCUACUGCCACGAGCUGUACAGCGAGGACUUCAAUCGACGGGGCGCCUGCGAAUAUGCCCCGGAUCCCUUUCGCAGCGGAUACGAGUGCAUCUCCGGUAUGGGCUGUGCCCGUUGCAUGAUCUACCACUGCAUGAGCGACGCCGAGGGCGAGACGGCCCAGCAUCCGUGCGACUGCAGCGGCAGCGAGGCCGGCUGCAGCAAGCGCUGGUUGGGCCUGGCGAUCCUCUCGUUGUUCGUGCCCUGCCUGUGGUGCUAUCCGCCGCUCCGCGCCUGCCACUUGGCCGGCAUCCACUGCGGCCUCUGCGGCGGGCAGCACAAGCCGCAUGUCUGACAUUUGGAGGCCCGCUUGCAAGGACAGCACGAUGAUGACCCCAGGCCCAGAAGCGAAUUCCACUACCACCACUCCGAGCAGAGCAUUAUGAACAGCGCCAAGCGUCCGUGGGGCGCCAAGCAAAAGCAGUCGCAGCAGUCGCAGUCCCAAUCGCAGCGUCAUUUUUACAACUGGGAGCUGUCGCACAGCUUGGGUGCUCCCCAGCACCAGACUCCUCCGUAUUUAAUGCAAUCAACUGGCAGGAAGGCACCUCAGAACGAUUACGGACGCUUGCUGUUCUAGGCUUUAUCCAUGACAGCCUGAGGACCCGUUUUGGCAAACUGAUUACCAAGAAGUACUGAUUAUUUUCACCAGAUCUAAGAAAUCUUAAAGAUAUCUGAAAGAAGACAAGGAAAUGUUUUUCCGAUAAAUUACAAGGAAACGAUGUUUUCAUACUGUUGAGAUGAAAUCGCGUAGAUCAAAAAGCACAGCUUUUUAAAAUCAGGUGAAAGAAGAAAAUGUAAAAGCCAAUUCAGCUUGGAAAUCAGUUUGCCGAAAUGGGUCUCUGGUUCGAUUUUAGUAUCAUUUCGGUAUACUCCAUUUGAAUUGCCAUAAUUAAUUGUAUAUACAAAAGAGCAGGAAGGAUUAUGUAUCUAAUUUUAAUAUACUUUUAAUAUUGUGACUUAUGUUUAGUGCUCUCGCUUAAUUAUAGUUUUGUAAAAACGGGCUAUUUGUUUUUAUUCGUAACCGAAAAACUUUUUUUUUUAAAUCAAAAUAUACAAUGAUUGUUUUAGUUUUAGUUGUUUAGGGUUUUUUGCUAUUUUACACUUGCUUGUUUACAAUUCGAAAUUGGAGAACAGUAUUAAAAGGCCGAGGCAAAGGCGAAACGAGAACUAAAUA
This is a messenger RNA of Drosophila santomea, 2652 nucleotides long. RefSeq names its product sprouty-related, EVH1 domain-containing protein 1 (gene Spred). Gene Ontology annotation, biological process: negative regulation of MAPK cascade; multicellular organism development. Gene Ontology annotation, molecular function: protein kinase binding. The record is from RefSeq and is a predicted model, not a curated record. Gene Ontology annotation, cellular component: membrane. Bases 496 to 1773 code for a protein of 425 amino acids. Lineage: Eukaryota; Metazoa; Arthropoda; Insecta; Diptera; Drosophilidae. The transcript is spliced from 6 exons.